Messenger RNA from Penicillium concentricum, 1575 nucleotides. RefSeq lists its product as uncharacterized. NCBI's taxonomy places the organism in Eukaryota, Fungi, Ascomycota, Eurotiomycetes, Eurotiales, Aspergillaceae. The record is from RefSeq and is a predicted model, not a curated record. The coding region runs from base 1 to 1575 and encodes 524 amino acids. The transcript is spliced from 2 exons.
AUGGCUUCGGAUAUUCACUGGGGUACUUUGAUCAAUUCAGACAAGAGCCCAGCCCCACUGCUUGAACAGCUAUGUCUGGGGAUCGCGCAGUUGAUGUCCUCCUUCGAUUCCAACGGUACUACUGAUAUUACUCCCGAGAGACUCGCUACCUUUUACCGCAAAGUUGGCGGAAAUUACGAUCCUUUAUUCCUGGAAACCAAGGCACAGGCCCUAUCAUUCAUCUACCAGUCACUAGGAUGCUUCCAUAGUCUCCAACCCUCAGCCAAUCCUUAUGAACCCCCAUCGAUUCCCUCGUUACUUCCAAAUGGCUUCGUGCGGUGGCAGACAAUACAACUGUUAAUGGACCCAGAUGAGCACUCGGUGUAUUUGCAAAAUGCGGUCAACCUCUGGGAUAUUGCAGACGCAAAUGGCGAGCUUUUUCCAAAGACGAUUCCUCGGGACGCGUUCCCUUCCGAGCCCGACCCAGAAAUGCUGGAAUGGCAUGAAGGCGUGAGUCGGCGAUUGGAGCGUGACUAUUUAAAAAGACACACGAAACGGGCUUCGCCCCCAGACUUUGGGACAUAUCAUUACCAUUUUAGUGGCAAGGAUCCUCUACCCGACGAAGAUGAUUACUUCUCCCGUCCACGCCGGGCGGCAUCAAAGCGCCACAGCCAUGUGGAACCCGAUCGACCCAGCGAGCCUCGCCAUCACCGCCGACACCACAGCGGAGAAUAUCCCGCCUUUGCUGCACGCAGGCCGGGAACAAAUCGACCAGGCUUCUCAACCCCCAGAGUUUCAUCCCCUCCCCCAUGGGGAGAGCGAGAGCGUCCACCCCGGUCAAGCGGACGAGACCAAGCUGGUCGACACGAUCAUUCAUCAAACCCCGGGACAGGUGAGGCUCCAGGCGUCUCUGAUGUGUCUUCAGAUGAGUCUGCACGCCACAAGGACCGUGCGAAACCAAAUAGGCAAGAGCGACGUCAUCUGUCACCACCUUCCAGCAGUAAUGCCAGACGCCAUUCCCACGAAGCUUACACCCGCAGACCAUUCCGAGAUCUGUCACCCACGAGUCCUACCCGCCAGCGCCGCGGGCAAGAAAGCUAUCCUUCACGAUCUAGUAAAUCUGAACCUUCGCCAAAAGUUCACCCAAGAGAACACCCAAGGGAUCAUCCGAGAGAUCGGGAUCAUCCCAGAGAUUACCCAAAGGAAAAUCCAAAAGACCGUUCUCGAACACGCGCAGCGGGUGUGAAAUUCCACGAAUUUAUAUUUGGCGACGCCCCUGCUCCAGCUGCUCCAGAGCCACCUUUCUACAGAUCAUCAACUCCCCCUCCACCAAGAGCGGUACCGAGACAUCUGGGAUCUUACGCCGCAGAUGACAUGAGAAGGGGAAGCUACAGCGGUGGCAGUACGGGUAAUAGUCGACCUAGUAGCGGGGGAAGCGGGUCUGAGCGGCAGCGAUCGUACAGCAGCGCUGGAUUCCACCCCCGCUCAACUGGAUGGGCGAGCCCGAGGAGUUCCGCUGCAAAGCGAUAUACCCCGGCGACUGUGCCCGAAGAUGACGGCUACGUUCCCUCGCGAAGGGUCCCAAUUUACGAAUAA